AUGGACAACUCCGCCCUUGUCGGCACUGGAUCGACCGAUGAGUGGCCACAAGGGAACGGAACGUUUAUUUACGCUUCUACGAUUGAAACGAAUGCUUUGAACCCAGCUCCGGUGACUGCUCUUUGUUUCGAUCCAUUUGAAGAACUGCUGUGGUUCGGCAAUUGUCAUGGACGAAUAGCCUCCUACUAUGCGCCGUCGUUCGAAAGAUACACCGCUGUUUGCGCGACAAGAGGCGAUAUCCGUGAUAUGAGCGCCACCGAGAUGGUAAUACUGUCACUGUCCGCUAGUGAGCUCAAAGCCAACACCCGUCACGGUCUUGUUGCGUUCUCGUACGGUUCUCGAUCCAUGCAAAAUUUGAAUUCAAUGAGGAUAAUGUCUGGAACGUCAUCAUUGUUUAUGGGAGGCGAUCAGAAGGAGCUUAUCCAGUUUGAUCUCGAAAAGCAGAAAGAACUUCGCGUGGCUAACAUCAAAGAGAAAAAUGCUAAUCUCAUAAGAUUAAACGGAAGUCAACUUUUCACCGCAGAUACUGAAGGAAAGAUCACCCUUCGAGCACUAGGAACGAUGGACACGAUACGAGUGAUUUCAGCACAUGGUGGAGUGAUUACGGACUUUGACGUUAAUGGGACAAAACUGAUAACAUCAGGAUGUUCUAUGAGACUUGGAGUACCACAUGGCGAUCCCUACGUGAAAGUGUACGAUCUGCGGAAUUUCUCGGCUCUUCCACCGCUACCACUCUCCUUUGCUCCAUCGUUCUCCAGGUUUCUUACUCUUCCAACUUUCUGCGAGUCACGGGUAUUCAGUGUUGGUCAGAAUGGGCAGGCUCAGAUGAUGUUUUUGAACGAGAGGAAUGCUGGCAUUCCAGUAAUAAUUGAUUCUGGUGGAUAUCAUCUGACCGCUUUCGAUUUCUCAUCAACGAAGCAGUACCUUGCCUUUGGAGACGAAAUUGGAAACAUCCAUGUUUACGCAGAUCGACCGAAUCCCGCCAUCAACGAUUCCUCGUACGAAACCGACUUCGCUGAUCCAUCGCUCGGACCUCCUCAAUCGUUUUUAAUCGAUGACACCCAUACCCCACUUGCAUCUGUGCCUCUUCCGUUUUCUUGUGAUGAUACCUACUUUUCGGACUGGCCAGAAGAGAUGUGUCAAAACGUUUACAGGAGGCCAAAACCAUUGCCUGCUCACCCAGCUAUGUCAACUAUUCAGUUCGUAGGCUAUGCACCAAACCCACGUGCUAAUACUCCGAUGGCGUAUUUUAAUGUUGUUCCAUACUAUCUGGACGGACAGGAAUCCUGUGAGGAAGAAGAUGAUCCCGGACCAGUCAUCAUUCCCCAGUUUUACCGCAAGUUGGAAGUUCGCCGUUCACGCAGUGGAAGGCCUGAAGAUAAUGCUGUUUUGAAAUACAACAAGACAGACUAUGUGCCAAUGGAGAACGUCGCGUCCAGCGCCAUUAUCAACCCGAUAGUGCUGUGUACGAAUUUGAUCCGGUCACUUGUCGUUUCUGGUGCAGCGCCAGUGAUGGGACCAGUGCAAGUCACAACGCAAAAUCUGCUUAUCCUACGUUACGAGCGCAUUGAACAAGUCGGAGAGGAAUGUGGUAAGCUGGCCGAGAUCUUGGAAUCCGACCUAACUGUACUAUCACGUUGCAUCAGGUGUGGAGAGCUGAAUGGAUCAGAUGAAAAGAAAAUCAUUAUCUCAUUGAACUAUCCGGAAGCUGCGGAACAGAGGACCAUGAGCUAUUUGCUGGAAAAAUCACUGCAUGCAAAGGGACAACGCCAGGGGCCGUGUGAAUCUUGUUCUGUGACGACUCGUAUGGAUGACACAAGAAGAGUACAGAAGCUUGCUCCAAUUUUGCUGAUCGACACUAAUCCGUCCAGUCCAAAGUUCACCGAGUUUUGGCAGAAGCAACUGAAGGUAGACUUCCUUUUAUUUGAAGUUCUGCUUCCUGGGUUAUUAUUAUAA
Messenger RNA from Cooperia oncophora, 1956 nucleotides. NCBI's taxonomy places the organism in Eukaryota, Metazoa, Nematoda, Chromadorea, Rhabditida, Trichostrongylidae. The record is from the annotation of a GenBank genome assembly.